AUGCAGUUUGUCGUAACCCCGUGGCGUGACAGCAAGGAGCUGCUUCAGGUGCGGCACGAUCUGUACGGGACUGACUCAAUCAAGAAGGAGAGAGCAGUGAACAAGGUAUUCGCAUGGCGGUCACGGAAGCCGGAUGGUCUGCCACUGCUGCUCGACUCGACAGCUGAUAUUGUCGAUGUGCUACUGCAAGAUCAGAGGAGCGAGCUGAAGCAUAAUCCUUUGCGGUUGCUGUACGCCACUGCAGUGUCAAGGUAG
Molecule: messenger RNA, 255 nt
Organism: Parastagonospora nodorum SN15
Lineage: Eukaryota; Fungi; Ascomycota; Dothideomycetes; Pleosporales; Phaeosphaeriaceae
Exons: 2
Coding region: 1-255 (84 amino acids)
Biological process (GO): maturation of 5.8S rRNA; maturation of LSU-rRNA
Cellular component (GO): Las1 complex; preribosome, large subunit precursor
Molecular function (GO): endonuclease activity
Source: RefSeq, a predicted model, not a curated record